UGAAGUGAAAUUGCAUUAGUCAUAUCCUUUCUGCGUAUCCCAGAAGAGUAUGACACGAAAUAUAUCUAUUUUAUAUUGUGUGAUGGAACGGAUUGAAGGACAGACAACUCGGGUAUAUAUUUGUUUGAUGUGUGUUAUGGCUCUAUCACAAACGACUUUGGACAUGUGUUUAUUGAUCUUGGUGUGAAGUGCUGUUUUGUUACAAACUGUGGACAUGUAUCUCCACCAUAUCAUCGUGUGGGUAGCAUACUACAGCGUUCUCGUCAAAUGUGAUGUUAUUACUGUGAAAUAUGAGAAGACAUGGGAUGCCGCUGUUCACUACUGCAAGACGAAACAUAACGGCACUCUCUCCUCUGUAAAAGAAAUCGGAAAUUCUAGUUAUACUGGUUGGGAAAAUGUCUGGACGCUGUCACAAACACUAACAAAGUGGCUCUCAUUUAUUGGAUGUUUUUAUCUUGCCAACAAAGACACAAAAAUGACCUUUUACCCGGACUACGAUGUUACAAAGCGGUGCAGUGAAGGAUGUGAUACGUCACGAUUCAUUGGCAUAAGUGCAAAAAGACGGUGUGUCUGUUUAUCUGAACAAGAACAAGAAAUGAUUCCAAAUAAGAUGGAAUGGGAAGACUGCCAUCCACCUAAGAACGAAUCACAUUACAUUGUUUACCGGAAAUAUGACGCAAAUGUUAGCGCUGUAGUGUUGAAGAAUGAUUUAUCCGAUUCUACCCUGAACUGUGGCGCUGUUAGCUGCAAACGAAACAAUCAAGCCAAAUAUUUUUAUCCCGAAGAUUGCACGAAAAAACUCAGGUUCAUAUGUGCUCAGCGAAGUUCAAGACACAAUCUUAACUGGACAAAUGGGAUACAACAUUGCCUAAAAAACAACCGGUCACCUCAGUCGUUCGGGAAUCACUGUCAGAAAGCUGAUAGAACGUUAAGAAGCAUUGCAAAAUAUUGGAUUGGAAUGUAUCGUCCUUUAGAUCAUGACAACAAACCCUAUAAAGAAUGCACGUAUUGGUCUAAUGACGCAGAGUCAGCGAACUGUUCACGUGGGCUUCCUUUCUUUUGUACAGUGAAGUAUUUCUUUUUAGGACAUCCACCUACUCCACCUACACAAAGUCCUAUGCAUCCUACAUCAACAAACAUGUCUGGCGACAGGAAAGAUAGGGAUGGACACAGGAAUAGACCUGAUAUCAAAGUUCUCAUUGGCGUGGUCUCGGCGCUCGCCGUUUUGCUUCUUUCAGUCAUUGUUGUUGGCAUCAUCCUUUGGAGAAGAAUAAAACAGAAUGCAAAACACAUCACUUUACAAAAGCAACACUCCGCACAAGAACAGAACACACAGGUCCAGAUGAAGAUGAAUUUAUAUUCACAAGAACGGAAAAAUGAUGAGGAAAAUUUGUACGAAUUUGAAGAAAUCGAUGGUGAAAAUGAAAAAGACAAUCAAUCAAUGCCAUGUCGUAAUUUUACCGUUAAAUGUCCUCUUCCUCCCGAGGUGAUGCGCUCUGCUAGCCAGGCAUCUGGUAACGGUGUCUCAAGUCCAUGCAAUUUACCUGUGUUUGGUAGGCCAAAAAGUCUAGGCAACAGGUGCUCAGGGGCUGAAACAGCACGCCCAUGCCAUCAUGUCAGUAAUUCGCCUGGGAAGGUAGACGAUCAUUAUGAUUUUCUCAACAGUCCAAGGCCAAGAAAUGAAGUCGUUUCGGACACGUACGACCACGCCAGAAUUGUCAACGCGAUAAGAGGAGUUCCACAAGUGAUUAUGUCGGAUCCCGAUAGUUUACCUUCCGACGUUGAUGUUCAACAGCCCAGCAAAAUGGACGACAAAGAUGGCGUUUAUGAUUUCGCGAAAGGCGUCGAAAAUGAGUACGAUGAAUUCGAAACACCGACUAAACAUGUCGUUACAACAGACACAUAUGAUCACGUGUCCUUAAAUAUACCUUCAUAAUUGCGCUAUUAAUCUGGACAGUGAACGUAUAUUCAUAAGUAAGGCAAUUUCAGCGAAGAAAUGUGAUCCAGCAGUCAGAACAAUUUAAUCUUCGUGACAAAACUAUUGCAAUGAAUUGUCGAGAAGAUUGGUAGCAUUUCGUGAUUAAGAGGAUAUCCGCACCUGCCCCUCUGUUUUAACAGUAGUUUAAACAGUUAAGACAAUUGGAUGUCCAACGCUUUGGUACCUAACAUCACCGAAGGGUCAUCGGCGAUCGAAACAGCUGUAAGAUGUAGCGUAAUUCGUGUAUGGCUAACUGUAUUUAUUAUCAAAUUGUCAAGGUAUGAUAAUGUGUUUGUGUGUGUUUGUGUAAGUGUGUGUGUGUUCAUCUUUGAAAUUCUCUAUUACCAAUUAAAGCAAAGGCAUGGAGCAAGACUUACCAAAAUCAAUGAUUGGGCAAACGUCAAGCCCCUUUCCCAUACACAUAGACAUCCUUGAUAUAAGUUACAUGAAUGCAUCAUUAUGAUAUCACUUGAAUCCGUUUCGGUGUAAAUUUGACUAAUCCGGAAAUGUCACGAUCUCGCGCUGUACAGCAGGACAUUUUUAAGAAGAUUUAAUAUUAUUUAUAUAUUACUGGGAAUUCCAUUAUGGGGAUCCUUAUUUAAAUAAUCCUUAUUUAGAAUUGCUUAUGUUAUUAGGAGUAAAAAAUGUGUAAUAAUUGUAACGUUUCGCAACAAGCAAAAUAUAUAUUUUACGAGGUGUAUUGCAUCUGUAUUUGAAAGAUUUACCUCCCUUGUGUUGCUUUGCGAUGUACGUAGAUCUAAAACUAUAUUGUAAGUUCUAGCACCUUCUUUUCUUAUGCAGUUUUUUAUUUCUAUAAAAUAAAACAUAACUGACACGGAAUCCAUGCGGUAAAUCCGUUUCCGGUCGUACGGAGUGAAUAUACAGGUAAUAUUAGAAACGAUUCCUGUUUCCAAAUAUAGAAUGAUACACAACUCUAAUGUACUUUUGUUAAAGGGGCUGGUCGGGAAAAAAAACACCAAAAUAAAUGGGUCUAAAUGCGUUCUCUGGCCUUCCAAAAGUUA
Messenger RNA from Mizuhopecten yessoensis (Yesso scallop), 3000 nucleotides. RefSeq lists its product as uncharacterized. NCBI's taxonomy places the organism in Eukaryota, Metazoa, Mollusca, Bivalvia, Pectinida, Pectinidae. The record is from RefSeq and is a predicted model, not a curated record. The coding region runs from base 215 to 1936 and encodes 573 amino acids. The transcript is spliced from 10 exons.